GGUCGCUGCCGGAGAAGUGCUGUGGCCCGGUGACCAAAGGGCAGGGGUCUCAGCACAGUCUGUAGGACUUAGGAAAGGCGGCCAGCUCCUGCAAAAGCCUGAGGAAGCCAAGCCUGGGUGCCCAGAUGGGACAGGUAGAAGAGGCUGGGGUUUUUUCCGGGACGUGCCACUGCCUCCUUACUUUCUCUGGAGGCAGCUUCUGCUGGACAGUGGAAUUUUACCAAGACAGGUCCCUCCCUCCUGGCCGGGGAUUCUCAGUUCUGUCUACUUUCCACAGCUGGGUUACCCCAGGGGCCGGGGGCUGGGGGUGGGAUGGAGAAGAAAAGAGGGGGCUCUGCCCCAGCGGUGCCGUGUCUUCACCCGUACACGUGCCCUGCCGGGAGAGGAAUAGGUUCUGAGCUCGGGGAAGUUCGUACUGGAUCCAGUGUAUUAUUACUUCCUUCUGACUGGACCAGCUACCCUGGACUUUGUCUUCUUUGCCUUGGCGUCCUGGUGAGGGCUCCUGGAAGGGGCGGGGGGCGGGGGCGCAGUGCAGAGCUGGUGGCUGCCUCAUCUUGUUUUCUCUGCCUUCAGCCCCAAGACCUCAGACGCAGCCACUAUCAGUCAAGUCACUCCCGGGGCUGAGGAAGUAGGGGGGAGGGAUGAGGGGCAGGGAUGGAGGCCCCAGUCCCUGAGGUUGCCUAGACAACAUGUGAAAUCGUGGCCAGGGCCUCUUCCGCCUGCGGGGCGCUGCUUCCUGCAUCAGUCACUCCCGCUGGGGGCGGGGCGGAGGAAGGGGUUGGAUGUGGCAGAGCCAGGCCCCAGCCGGUGCCGCUCAGACUCCUCCACUGUCGCCGUGGCCUCAGCCAUGGCAUCAUAUCCAUCUGGCCCCAGCAAGCCCAAAGCCAAAUAUCCCUUUAAGAAGCGGGCCAGCCUGCAGGCCUCCGCUGCGGUUCCAGAGGCUCGGGGUGGUCUGGGGGCCCCUCCGCUGCAGCCUGCCCGAUCCCUGCCGGGCCCCGCCCCCUGCCUCAAGCACUUCCCGCUCGACCUGCGCACGUCUAUGGAUGGCAAGUGCAAGGAGAUCGCCGAGGAGCUGUUCAGCCGCUCACUGGCAGAGAGCGAGCUCCGCAGUGCCCCAUAUGAGUUCCCGGAGGAGAGCCCCAUCGAGCAGCUGGAGGAGCGGAGGCAGCGGCUGGAGCGACAGAUCAGCCAGGAUGUCAAGCUGGAGCCAGACAUCCUGCUUCGGGCCAAGCAAGAUUUCCUGAAGACGGACAGUGACUCUGACCUACAGCUCUACAAGGAGCAGGGUGAAGGGCAGGGUGACCGCGGCUUACGGGACCGUGAUAUGCUGGAGCGGGAAUUUCAGCGGGUCACCAUCUCUGGAGAAGAGAAGUGUGGGGUGCCAUUCACAGACCUGCUGGAUGCAGCCAAGAGUGUGGUGCGGGCGCUUUUCAUCCGAGAGAAGUACAUGGCCCUGUCGCUGCAGAGUUUUUGCCCCACCACUCGCCGCUACCUGCAGCAGCUGGCUGAGAAGCCCCUGGAGACACGGACCUACGAGCAGAGCCCUGACACUCCUGUGUCUGCUGAUGCCCCGGUGCACCCCCCUGCCUUGGAGCAGCACCCAUAUGAGCAUUGUGAGCCAAGCACCAUGCCUGGGGACCUGGGCUUGGGUCUGCGUAUGGUGCGCGGUGUGGUGCACGUCUACACUCGCAGGGAACCUGAUGAGCAUUGCUCAGAGGUGGAGCUGCCGUAUCCUGACCUACAGGAAUUUGUAGCUGACGUCAAUGUGCUGAUGGCUCUGAUUAUCAAUGGCCCCAUAAAGUCGUUCUGCUACCGCCGGCUGCAGUACUUGAGCUCAAAGUUCCAGAUGCACGUGUUGCUCAAUGAGAUGAAAGAGCUAGCUGCCCAGAAGAAAGUGCCGCACCGAGACUUUUACAACAUCCGUAAGGUGGACACACAUAUCCACGCUUCAUCCUGCAUGAACCAGAAGCAUCUGCUGCGCUUCAUCAAGCGGGCAAUGAAGCGACACCUGGAGGAGAUUGUGCACGUGGAGCAGGGCCGAGAGCAGACCCUGCGGGAGGUCUUCGAGAGCAUGAAUCUCACUGCCUAUGACUUGAGUGUGGACACACUUGAUGUGCAUGCGGACAGGAACACCUUCCACCGCUUUGACAAGUUCAAUGCCAAAUACAACCCUAUUGGGGAGUCUGUCCUCCGGGAGAUCUUCAUCAAGACGGACAACAGGGUUUCUGGGAAGUACUUUGCUCACAUCAUCAAGGAGGUGAUGUCAGACCUGGAGGAGAGCAAAUACCAGAAUGCAGAGCUGCGGCUGUCCAUCUACGGGCGCUCGAGGGAUGAGUGGGACAAGCUGGCGCGCUGGGCCGUGAUGCACCGAGUGCACUCUCCCAAUGUGCGCUGGCUCGUGCAGGUGCCCCGCCUCUUCGAUGUGUACCGCACCAAGGGCCAGUUGGCCAACUUCCAAGAGAUGCUGGAGAACAUCUUCCUACCACUGUUUGAGGCUACUGUGUACCCUGCCAGCCACCCAGAGCUGCACCUUUUUCUGGAGCACGUGGAUGGUUUUGACAGCGUGGAUGAUGAGUCGAAGCCAGAGAACCAUGUCUUCAACCUGGAGAGCCCCCUUCCAGAGGCUUGGGUGGAGGAGGACAACCCACCCUACGCCUACUACCUGUACUAUACCUUUGCUAACAUGGCCACAUUGAACCACCUGCGCAGGCAGAGGGGCUUCCACACGUUUGUGCUGAGGCCACACUGCGGGGAGGCUGGGCCCAUCCACCAUCUGGUGUCAGCCUUCAUGCUGGCCGAGAACAUCUCCCACGGGCUGCUUCUGCGUAAGGCCCCAGUGCUGCAGUACCUGUAUUACCUGGCCCAGAUCGGCAUCGCCAUGUCCCCGCUCAGCAACAAUAGCCUCUUCCUCAGCUACCACCGAAACCCACUACCUGAGUACCUCUCCCGUGGCCUCAUGGUCUCGCUGUCCACUGAUGAUCCUCUGCAGUUCCACUUCACCAAGGAGCCACUGAUGGAGGAGUACAGCAUUGCUACCCAAGUAUGGAAACUCAGUUCCUGCGACAUGUGUGAACUGGCCCGCAACAGUGUGCUCAUGAGCGGCUUUUCCCACAAGGUAAAGAGCCACUGGCUGGGACCCAACUACACUAAGGAGGGGCCUGAGGGCAACGACAUCCGCCGCACCAAUGUGCCAGAUAUCCGCGUGGGCUACCGUCACGAGACCCUGUGCCAGGAGCUGGCGCUCAUCACGCAGGCCGUCCAGAGCGAGAUGCUAGAAACCAUUCCCGAGGAAGCAGGCAUAGCCACAAGCCCAGGGCCUCAGUGAGCCCGGCCCAUGCGCUGCCGACCCCGUCUCAGCACCGAGACAACCUUGAUGACAUUUUCUUCUCAGACCCCUCCCGUCCCUGUGUGUUCUCUGCAUGUCUCUUUGUUUCUAUCCUGCAUGUCUUUGACUGUGUCCUGUCCCUGGGCCACCUCAGUGAAAGUAGCUCCUGGGGAAUCUGCCUCAUCAUGGUUUUGGUUCAGGUGGUACCUGGUGGACAACCAGGAUUUAAGGGCUGGCUUUGCUGACGGCCCUGUCCCAGGAUCCUCAGAAGCCUGGCUGUCCUGUGGGUGUCUCCAGUGUCCACAGAGGCUUGAGCGGUUGUGAGGGGCCGGCCCCUUUGGCCUCUCGGGUCCCGCCUGGGCACAUCUGAGCUUUGGCUGGAGCUGCAGUUUGAUCCCUGUCUUGUUUAUGUGGCUGAGGGGGGCCUUGUGUGCUGCUGCUGUCGGCACUGGGCCCUCGAGGCUCUGGAGCAGCUCUGCACUGGGUUUGCUCCUGGCCCUGGGCUGCCUAGCCUGAGGGGCUGGAUUUGGGCCUCCGAGGUGCUGGACCACUGCCUCUGCCUAGUCACUGCCCAGCAACCUUCUGUGUCCUUGUCCAGGUCCAUGUGCUUCUCCUCUGGGUCGGGUCCCUGAGCUCCUGUGGGAGGGGGCAGCACGCUGUGCUGUGUCUGGGGCCACUGCAGCUGGAGGGUGCUGGAUCUGCCUGUAGCUCUGGGGGUGAUAUCCCCUUUCAGGUCCCCAAACCUUUGACUGGACUUGGACCCCAGCUGGCCCCCAUGUUGUAUUCUGCACUGAGGCCUUUGCUAUGAAAAGUAGCAUUUCAUAUGACCCAUUUUCCUAGUGCAUGAGAAAUAAAGAUUAUUUAAGUAAUGAA
This is a messenger RNA of Chinchilla lanigera (long-tailed chinchilla), 4198 nucleotides long. It is a transcript of the gene Ampd2, whose product is annotated as adenosine monophosphate deaminase 2. The transcript is spliced from 18 exons. Bases 848 to 3325 code for a protein of 825 amino acids. Gene Ontology annotation, cellular component: cytosol. The record is from RefSeq and is a predicted model, not a curated record. Gene Ontology annotation, molecular function: AMP deaminase activity. NCBI's taxonomy places the organism in Eukaryota, Metazoa, Chordata, Mammalia, Rodentia, Chinchillidae. Gene Ontology annotation, biological process: IMP salvage; AMP metabolic process.